AAAAAAAAAAAACCACUGCGUUUGAGUAAACAGUGGAUGAACUCGUGCCAUUCCGUGUCCGUGAACGGUUUUUUUUUUUCGACGCGCGAGAAGAAGACUGUGAGCGGUGCGUGACGGGGCUCGCGCGCGCGGAGACUGACACGUUGGCGCGAGAGCGGCGGCGGGCGACGGCGCUCGGUGCCGUGACGUCAGCAGCGCUCUUAAUGAUGCAAGGCAGGAGGGCGCGAGGCUGCUGAGACCCCCGCUCACUCAGCGCUCCUCCGCCAGCAGCCGCGCAGCCCAGCGACCACCGCACCGCGCAGAGCAAGAUGACAAGCAGGAGGUAAAAGUUUGCCGGCUCAGAGCGCGCGCUCGUGGAGACGCCGGGACGAGCGAUGUGGGUUCAUCUCGGAGCCUGGCGCGUCUCUACGGUGUCCAUCAAGAAGCACGCGAUUCGAGUUACACCGAUGGCGGCAUGCAUGUAGACUGCAAUGUCCUUACAAGACUCUUAGGAGAGAUGCAGGGAAUCUGGAGCUUUGGGACCGUGUAGGACACGAAUAGUCGGUGAAGAAAGGUGAAAUCAACCAACAAUUAUAAAAAAAAUAAAAAAGGAUGGGCCAUCCUGCUCCUUGGGCCAUCCUGCUCCUUCUGAUUUAUCUGGACGGGUUGAGUGUGCUGUGCACGUCGACGGCAAAGCGCACGAAAGUGGCACCGCGGCGCACCGCCAAGCCCAAGGAGCUGAACGGCACCGCACCCGCGCCCGCACCCGCGCCCGUUCCCGUUCCCGUUUCCGCGGCGGGACAGAGCCACGACACGUGCCUGGGCUACUACGACGUGAGCGGCCAGUUCGACCGCGAGUUCGAGUGCAACAACACGGACCACCGCUACUGCUGUGGCUCCUGCUACCUGCGCUUCUGCUGCCAGUUCCGCGGGAACCGGCUGGAGCAGCGCACCUGCAAGAACUACAACAAGCCCGACUGGGUGAAAACCGCGGCGCCGUCGCCCGCGCCGACCAGCGAGCCCUACGACCCGAGCGCCGACCAGACCAACACGGCGGUGUACAUCACGUGCGGCGUCAUCACGUUCGUCAUCGCGCUCGGCGUCUCGGCGAAGGUCGCCUACGACAAGGCCACGAGGCCGCCUCAGGAAAUGAACAUACACAGAGCCCUAGCAGAUAUUUUGAGGCAGCAAGGACCCAUUCCCAUCUCCCAGUAUGACUGUGAAAACUUUGCGGCAAUGAACAGCUCAUCCAAAGACGACACUCCGCAGCGGACAGGCUCCAAAAACCACUACACUCCUGUUCACACGUCCAAAUCCAAUCACGGUGGCCACUAUUCAAAGGAGAGUGGCCGCGGCGGAGGACACGACCUUCACAACUUCAUCUCGUCCGGCUUCGUGACCCUGGGGAGAGGCCAUGCCAAAGGAGAAAGGCAGUGGCCGAUGCGCUCUCAGAGUCACCAUGGCACACACCAACACAACUACAACCAUGUGGGUCUCAGUAGUCCUACUCGAACUCCUAAACAUGAGAGCACGCGAAUGAACAGCAUCCUCACGUCGCAGACGGAGCCGUACGAUCUGUCCUUCUCCCGCUCCUUCCAGAGCCUCUCGCACCUGCCUCCAUCCUACGAAUCUGCCAUGAAGGCUGACCUCAACAAGUACUCCUCGCUCAAAAGACUGACCGACAAGGACGUUGACGAAUACUACACCCGGAAGAGGCACCUUCCUGACCUGGCAGCACGCGGCACCCUUCCCCUACACAUGAUCAAGAUAAGCCAGGAUUCCCAGAGCAGCCAACAAGCUCAGCAGCAGCAGCAGCAGCAGUCGUCACGCCAGCGUCCUCGCCGUGUACAGAGAGCCAUGUCUCAAGACCGUGUGCUGUCUCCCGAGCGUGGCUAUGCUCAGGACUACACCGUUUCUGCCUACCCCACGUCCCCGUACGGCGAGCGCAUCCUAUCGGAUGAGCAGCUGCUAUCCGCCGAGCGCCUGCGCUCCCAUGAGCGCCUCGUCCCCCAAGACCGGCUGCACUCGCAGGACCGGCACUACUCGCAGGAGCGCGUUUACUCGCACGAGCGUCUGCAUUCUCAUGAACGCAUGCACUCACAAGAGCGCCUCUACUCCCAGGACAGGCUACGCUCGCAGGACCCGCUGCUCUCUCCCGAUAAGACGAUGUCAUCAAAACGCGGCAGCUUUCAUGGCGACAAGUCAAUCUCCCGAGCCAUAUCGCACACGGACGUGUUCGUGCCAACCACGCCGCUCAUGGACCGCUACAAGAUGACCAAAAUGCACUCGCAUCCCAGUGCCUCGAACAACAGCGGCCCUCCCGCGGUGCACAACACGCUGACCAAGAGCCAACCCACCUCCAAGAGACAGGCGUUCGCCUCGCGCCGCACGCAGACCGUGGAACAGCUGCACUAUGUCCCGCAGGCGGCACAGCAGCAGCAUCACCACCACUACCGUACAGGCAGUAAGACCGAAGUGACUGUUUAACCCUAAACGAUUUCAAUCUCGGACCUCAGCUACCCUAUCAGGAACUUACAGACACAAUGUCCUCAUCUAGACUAUACUCGAUUCCGCAUAUACUCUCCACUCAGACAAGACAUCCUUCUCUGUGUGCGUACGCCAUCGUUUUUGUGUGUUUGUAGAUCACCGAUAAAGGACGGACCAGAAAGUUGUCAGAAACCAUUCCUCCAGUUCUUAAGGGCUGUGCCGGAAAAAAAAAUAAAAACGUGCAGAGACUUUUAGCAGAACAGCAGAAGGUGUAAAUGAAAGCGCUGGCUGGUGCGAAAUGUGUAAUGGAAUUAUAUAACUUUAUAAAUAUAUAAAUACACAUACUGUUUGUACUUCAAGUCCUAGUCAUAGCUUUAGAAGUUCUUAAACAAAACCGAUGUUAGCACUUCUCUUAGUGCCUCUAUGGAACUGUUCCAUUUCAUCAACGAAGUGGUUUUGUGGGUUAAAAAGCACAA
This is a messenger RNA of Silurus meridionalis, 2942 nucleotides long. It is a transcript of the gene shisa6b, whose product is annotated as protein shisa-6. Bases 592 to 2466 code for a protein of 624 amino acids. Gene Ontology annotation, biological process: regulation of AMPA receptor activity; regulation of short-term neuronal synaptic plasticity. Gene Ontology annotation, cellular component: postsynaptic membrane; postsynaptic density; dendritic spine membrane. The record is from RefSeq and is a predicted model, not a curated record. NCBI's taxonomy places the organism in Eukaryota, Metazoa, Chordata, Actinopteri, Siluriformes, Siluridae. The transcript has 8 exons.